Molecule: messenger RNA, 1878 nt
Organism: Lodderomyces elongisporus
Lineage: Eukaryota; Fungi; Ascomycota; Pichiomycetes; Serinales; Debaryomycetaceae
Product: RMR1 family protein
Exons: 1
Coding region: 1-1878 (625 amino acids)
Source: RefSeq, a predicted model, not a curated record
AUGAGCGAGACACACCAGCUGAUAUUGAAUCAAAAUAACGAAAUGACUGAAAUACAAAGUGGAUCUAUUGAGAAGCUAGUUGCCCAGAACGUUACCGAACAACAAGGUGCGGAAGAGAACCAGCAAGAAGAAAUUGAAGAACAAGGUGUGGAUGAAAACUUAAAUGACGGAGGUGUCCUGGAUGCACUUGAUUUGCAUUAUGCCCAUGAACCAACAUUGGAAACAGAAAACCCAUCCAUUGAAGAACAGGUCCAGCAAAAGGUACCAGAAACUGAGAUUGUUACCAAUGCAAAGGCUGAGACUGCUGCUGUUGAUGCUGGAGCAUUUGAUAGUGUGGCGCAAGACUCUGUUCAAAGUCAUGCGCCAAAACCGGAGCCAGGCAUAGACGAGGUAAGUGGAGGGCAAGAGGAUGGCAAUGUCGUACCAUUGAAUGAUUUUAUUGAAAUUCCCCACAACGAUUAUGAUGGCGAUGGAAUUGUAGUUGAAGAAGAUCCAACUGUGAAAGAAGAAGAGGAAAGCAGAGAGAGUCCUCAAGUGCUAGACCCAUCAACUCAAACUCGCAUGCGAAAUGUCACAGAUGAAAGUCCGAUAGUGAAGAAACAGGAUAACCACGAUGACCACAACAACAUGCAAGUAGAUGGUGCAAUUCCUAACAAAGAUAUCAAUAAAGAGGCUGAACUUGAGUACGAAGAUGAAGAAGAGCGUGUUGAAGAUCCAGUCGAAGACAUAAUUGAUGAACAAGCCGAAGAUGAACAAACAAAUCACCAAGUGGAAGAUCAAAUCUUUGAGGUGCAGGAUAACAAUAAUGAUUUUUUCCAAACUGAUCAAUCAGAAGUCAAGGAUUUUGAGAAUCAAACUGAACAAGAGCACAAAGAGAAUCAUGAUGACAUUGCAACGGAACAAGUCGAAACCUCACUGGAUCCAGAGCCCACUAAACCAGAAACAAAGGGGUCUAUAACCAAUAGUGAUACCAAUAUAAUAUAUUCAAGCGCCACUCAUUGUACAGAAUCAUACGAACCUGAUUUAAAUAUCGCCAACGAAAAUAUCGGAGAAAUUGCUGCGUCAAAAGAAGUGGGCAACAACGCUUUGGCAACAGCAUCUAUUUUGAAAGACAACAACGACUCUUCACCUGAUCAAACGCAUGCUUUAGACUCAAAUAUAAAGAAUGAUAUCCCGACCCGCGACAACAUCAGUAAUAAAAAUGGAACUAGAAAUGAAAAUGAAAGUGAAAAUGAAAAUGAAAGUGGAAAUGAAAAUACAAAAGAAUCUAGCAUUGAACCCAAUGGAGCUCUGGAUGAGACAGAAAUCACAGAUAAUAAUGAGUCAGAAACAGUUGCAGAACACUUGCGAAAUGAUGAGGAUGAAACACUUCAAACAGAUUAUAAAGACAGUCAUGUUCCACUUUAUAUUGCACACGAGAAGAAAAAAAUACUCAUAUUUCCACAUACUCAACAAGACGCUGAACUGAAAACGGCAUCUUUAUUUGCAGAUAAUAGUGUAGCGAACAUGACGAUUGAGGAACUUUUUGGUGCACUUAGAAACUGCGAAGAGUUUGAGUUCAAUGAAGAGGAGGAGUUGGUGCUUACAAUUUCGCAAAUGGGAGGCAUUUCUAUCACCGAAGAUAAUGUUUACUGCAAAGAUGUGACCCUUGAGAGUUUUCUUGAUUUGUACUAUCAGCUAAGUAAGUUCACGGAUCUAGAAGAGAAUAUACCGCGUCAUCUUGAUUUCAGUUUAACAUCUCAACCUCGAUUCAUCACCAAAUUUAAUAGACUAGUUGAUAAUGCUCAGGAUCAAAAUGGAUUUGACAAAAUACAUUUAAUGUUUACUUCAUCCUCUGAAGAGCCAUCAUUGAAGAAACGGAAGUUGACGUUGGAAUAG